Messenger RNA from Cherax quadricarinatus, 1194 nucleotides. Lineage: Eukaryota; Metazoa; Arthropoda; Malacostraca; Decapoda; Parastacidae. The record is from RefSeq and is a predicted model, not a curated record.
AAAGAAAGAGGGCUUGACUUAGUGCAAUACUUUCUCCUGCUAGGGACUGGCUUACACAUUCUAAGCCUCUUGGGAACAAGUUUGGUGGAAGAAGAGCAUCAAACUGUAUACUUCCUGGUAAAUACUCUUCAUGUAGGGCUUAUCCUGAAGAUUGUUGUGCAAAGAAUUCAAGGAACACAUGACUCUAGUAUGAAUACCGACAUGUUUACUGCAACUGGUGAUCAUAGUUUUCUGAGAGGAAUGGCUGAUAGUUCCUCAGACUUACCAACUAGAAUGCCAAGUGCUGAAGGAUAUAAGUCUCAUUUUCAACAUCUCUGUAGACUUCCAAACAAAUUAUUGUUUGUGCUUAUUGCGAGUUUGAUAUUAAGCAGACUAAUGAGGUCUUGGAAUUCCACAGGAGAUAAAUGGAAGCAUUUGGAAGACUUGGGAGAUGUUAUUCGAGCUGUUGGAGGUGCCACUCUUGUCUUUGUUGUAUUACUGGCUUUAGUUAUUUCACUUUUUCUAUUUUCACGCAAUUGUUUACCUUUAGUGCUAGUGACAUGUGGCUGUAUAUUUGGGCGUCAUUUUCCUUAUUGGGGAAAAAAUGUCAGCAGUGGUACAUUUGAGGCACAAAUGGCACAUUUGGCAAUAAUUUUAAUAUUUAUAUAUGGACUUUUUAAGUCUAAACUGAUAGAAUUUAAAGCUCACAGUGUUAAAAUUCACAAAGUGUUAAAUAUCUAUGAGCCCGAAGAGAAAAAAAUAAGUAUUUUACUGAGGUACAUAUAUACGUCAUCAAGUCUCCUCUGCCUUCUCCUUCAACGAGUAGACAACAUUGGACUCAUAUCUCUGGUGCUGCUACAGAACUGGUUACUGUCUUCACUCAUCUACAGACUCACACUUGUAAAUUGCAUCUCCUGGGAGAUGGCAGCAUUGGCAGUAGACUGGCUUGCCUCUGCUCAUUUCUUUUAUCAGGGUAAUAGCAACAGUUUAACAACUGUUGACAUCAGUGCAGGUUUUGUUGGAAUCACUUCAUACCGUCCACUUGUCCAUGGGAUUCUCAUAGCAAUUCAAACUUUUGGUGGUCGUUUCCUUACAUAUCUUGCAUAUCUAAUGCAUGUCAUCUCCAAGGAUGAACAAAAGGAGAGGUAAGAAGGAAUUACAUAACUAUAUUUUCUAAUGUAUUUGCUCAGAGAUAGAAUGUUUUAAUCAUUGACA